AUGGGAUUAACAAUGUCAAAACAAGAGACUUCGGCCCCUGAGGCCGAUAGUGUAAUAUCUUCCAAGUUACAUGGAAGACAAGCUAGUAUCAGGCAAAGUGCUAUCAAAGCCAAAGCUAAACAACCCAUGCCAGACCCUGCUGAGCUCGAAAGAAGAUUUACAAAAGUUUUGGAUAAAUUUCAUCCACUAACUUUUGAAUGGUUGAGUAAUAAGGAUGAAGUUGAAUCUUCCCCAAACCAUGCUAAUUGUAGACCACUUACUCCAAAUAAAAAAUUGUAA
Molecule: messenger RNA, 279 nt
Organism: Diabrotica balteata
Lineage: Eukaryota; Metazoa; Arthropoda; Insecta; Coleoptera; Chrysomelidae
Source: the annotation of a GenBank genome assembly